This is a messenger RNA of Capra hircus (goat), 4101 nucleotides long. RefSeq names its product transmembrane protein 229B (gene TMEM229B). The record is from RefSeq and is a predicted model, not a curated record. Lineage: Eukaryota; Metazoa; Chordata; Mammalia; Artiodactyla; Bovidae.
AGAGGUAGAAUGGAUAGGAGUUAAUGGCUGACUUGGUGGCUUUGCCAUGUGACUUGCUUGGACCAGUAAGAUGUUAGGGGGCGUGACUUAACCAUUUAACCAGUAUUGAAAAGCACUGGUGCAGUUGGGUUGCUUGCUCUUGGGCCUCUGCCCUUGCCAUGAGAAGAACUUGCUGAGGCUAGUCCACUGGGCCCAGGGAAGGGGCGAGAGGCAAGCGGAGCAGAGCCACCCCGGCCAAGCAUAGGACAGACAGAGCCCUCAGAUGACUCACAGUCUCGUGACUGAGGCCAGCCAAGAUCUGCCAAUCCACAGGCAUCGGCCAGCCGGCACCAUGGCUUCCGCCGAGCCCCUGACGGCGCUGUCCCGCUGGUACCUGUACGCCAUCCACGGCUACUUCUGCGAGGUGAUGUUCACGGCGGCCUGGGAGUUCGUGGUGAACUUUAACUGGAAGUUCCCGGGGGUCACGAGCGUGUGGGCGCUCUUCAUCUACGGCACGUCCAUCCUCAUCGUGGAGCGCAUGUACCUGCGCCUGCGUGGCCGCUGCCCGCUGCUGCUGCGCUGCCUCAUCUACACGCUCUGGACCUACCUGUGGGAGUUCACCACCGGCUUCAUCCUGCGCCAGUUCAACGCCUGCCCCUGGGACUACUCCCAGUUCGACUUCGACUUCAUGGGCCUCAUCACCCUGGAGUGCGUGCCCUGGUUCUGCGGGGCCCUCAUCGUGGAGCAGUUCAUUAUCCGCAACACCCUCCGCCUCCGCUUCGACAAGGAUGCCGAGCCCGGGGAGCCCAGCGAUGCCCUGGCCCUGGCCAAUGGCCACGUCAAGACUGACUGAGUUGGUGGGGGCGGGGAGCUGCCGGGUUGGGACCCCCGGGGGCUCUCAUGGACCCUGUGGACAAGGGUACCAAGCUGGUGGGGUUGCCCCCUCUGCACCGCACAAGCCCCGCCCAAUGGGGGGAAGCACACGGAGCAGCCUCGGACCCUCCGCCACGGGCGGGGUUGGAGGCAUGGCCAGGUGUUGGGGGCGGCAAAGGCACUUGGGGUAGAGUGCGUGGAUCUCAGCCUAGCUCAGGAACUGGAGGCGGGAGGCCUGUGGUUACGCAGCGACUGGACUUAUGUGGGUGACUUUGGAGGCAGCCGGCCCUGUCCUGGCUAAGGUACUCUGAGAAGGGGGCAGAAGGUGGGAAGCAAGGCCUGCAGGGGAUGUUGGCGGCUGCAGCCGCCAAUGCCUCCCUCCCUCUCACCUGGUUUAGUUGGGCUUGGGCUGGUUACAUUAGGCAAUAUUCAGGUGCUUGCUUGCAACCAAUACCUCCCCCCAAGGCCUGUUGAGCUGCAGCCUAAGAAGAGACUGGGCAGCUAGGAGGCUGCUGGGCAGGAAUGCUGGUCUGCAAGGGCUGGGAGGCCUUCCCUUGGUUCCUCUCCCCUCCCCCAGGGCUCCAAGCUGCUCCCUUGGCCUUCUGGGGCUCCCCCCUGGUGCUGGAUUCCCACCAACCUUGGGCUUUGGGAGGUUUCAAUCCCUGUGUGUUCGGUGGCGUUUCCCCUUUUUACCACUAACAGCCCCCUGUAUCCAUGUCAACCACCCCACCUGUCCCCACCCCCAUCUCCCUAGCCAAUACAACAGCUGCCAGAGAUAGAGCCCUGAGCAGAUCCAUUCCACCCUCUUGCAGCUUUCCCUCCCCUAUUGCCACUGGCCUGAUCCUUGGGAAGUUCCUUGUUAUGGUUCCCCGCCCCCUUAUCUGGGGGACAGUGGCAGGGCCCCUGGUGCUCACCUCCCUGCAGUGGCUAAAAACCGAAUGAUACCCCCAGCGCACAGUCAGGCUGAGAUGUGCCCCACGGAUCCACAAUGGGGACAGAGAGACAAGUCAGUUGAAGGGGGAGGUGGGCAGUAAAGGCACCUGGCUGGUUUAUUUUCAAACCAGCUAGGGACAGUCCAGCUUUCCAGAGGGUGGAGGAGCAGGUAUCCAGUGCUGAAGAGUAAUGGAGACUGAGGGAGGAAAAGGGGGCUUUUCAGCUUUGGCAAUGGCAACCCACUCCAGUAUCCUUGCCUGGAGAAUUCCAUGGACAGAUGAACCUGGCAGGCUAUAGUUCGUGGGGUUGCAAAGAGUCGGACACGACUGAUCAACUAACACUUUGGCUUUGGGAGGGUCCUCAAAGCAUCCAUAGUGGGAAUGAGUUGGUCCUGGUUCUGCCAUAGCCCCAGCCCUGCAGCGAAACCACCUCAGAUCUAACGUCUCCUUCCCCCUCCGAGCUUGCUCCUUAAGCAGGAUUAAGCCUGCCAUGUUCACGGGCAUUGUCAUCUCAGUUGCCCCACCUUCCCCUCUGACAGGUCCAUUGCUGGCAGUGGACAGUGAGAUCCUAACUCCAGCCCACUUCCAGCUCUGCCGCCUCCCGCAGGGGAGGGCUCCAUCGAACGCAGCCUACCCCACGGCAGGCGGUCUCUUCUUGACUACCCUAGGACUCUUAGGUAGAAAUUAGCCUUUCCCUUUUUAUAGAACAUUAAAAGCGGUAACACCACCUGUGGAGAGAAGUUUCUCUUCUUGCUGUACUACUCCAGGUAUGCUGUGCAGAGAGUACCAGCCAGGGCGCAAGCCGGGGUGGAGGUGCUGGGGGUGGGCAGAGUGGUGUCCUGGACUGGGAGAAAGGCUGGGAGACUCUGCCUUUGGCAGGGUUGUGUUCUGCAGUGACCCUGUCCAGGACAGGAUAAAGGGUGAUCCCCAGUUUCUCUGUUCUGAGCAGGCUCCUCAAGUCCAGGCAUGACCUACAUUCUGCAGGGAUUAACCCUCCCUUUGAUUUUAUGUGGCUCCAAUUGCAGGGCUUUGGGGCUCCCAGGGACUCAGCUUUCCAGUGGGGGCCAAUUGCUUUCCAUCUACAGGUGGAGGAGAUUCCAGAGGAAGAGGAUUGCCUGGUCCCCCGUUCCAUAGUCACCUGCUACGAUGGCCCUGUAGUCGUCUCCUUGGUCUUUUCCCCUUGCUCCAUGUUAUCUUGGUCUCCUGAACCCCGACCCCCGACCCCUCCAAGCCCCCUAGUGGGCCCUUGGACCACACCACUCACCUUUUGUUCAUUCCUCCACGACGGAAAUCUGGGGGUCAGCUUGUUGAUGUUUCCCAGUCCAAGGCCUCUGUGAUUCUCUCCCAGAGCCAGCCCUUGGAUGGCCCACUGGGUCUGUCUGCUCCAGAAGGUUGCCCUGUCCUUGCUCCCUGGUACCAUCUCUCUCGGCCCUAUAAACUCCCAAGUGCGAAAGGUCCCCGAGUAAACCUGCCUGCCUGGCAGCGUGCAGAGCACUAUGCUUCUGCUUCAUCCAGGUGCCCCAAGGCUCCUGUUCUCUCUCACAUUCACUCCAGGUGACUGGGAUCUGCAGGCUCAGAGCUCACCAGAGGUCACCCAGACCUCAACUCUUGCUUUUUUUGGGGUAUCUUCGGGGCCCCAAUCCAUUAGUGCCCAAGGACUCUAAAGUUUGGAGUAAUCCAGCCCUGCAAAGCAGGAGAGAAUCUACUCACUGUUCAUGAACCUCUGAUGUCGUCCUGGGCCCCUCCCCACUGGCCAUGGCAGCAUCUCUGAGUCACAGGUCGCCAUGUGCUGCCCUGCAUGGUUGAAUCAAUUCCAACAUCUGCUAGGCAUCCUGCCCCUUGUGCCAUGUCCCCUCUGAUGUGCCAGUGAGUCACAAUGGCCUAUGCUUAUUCACAGCAAUAAUACCUAGGGGGUGCCCGCGAAGUCCUUUUGUCCUGGUCCCUCGCCUUCUGCAUGGGUCUCCUGGGGAGGCAGCCACUGAGUGGAUGAGGUCAUGAGAACCUGUAUUUAUGAAACUCUGGGCUAUGCAGACAUCAUCAAGGGGAUGCAGAAAAAUAGGAGGCCCAGGCCUGGGGAAGUUAUGGCUCAGGCAAGGAAAGCAACUUCCACUCCGAGGUCACCCCAGGCCUGGAGGACCUGCAGGUCCCUGCUCUGCAAAAGGGCCUUUCGUGGGUGGGACUGUCUCCCAGCUAUGGCAGCUCUUCUGAAGGACACACGACUGGUUUGUGCGCCCAUUGCCUGCUCUGUCUCCAUUGGUCUCGUUGUCUCUUUCUUUUCACAUUCGUGCACAUAAAAUAUACUGGUGUUUGUGUUCCA